AUGGCUUCUCAUGCUGGCGACGACAAUGAUGAUGGGGCCACACUUUCCGAGCUUGAAGACCUCGAGGCCCGGAUGGACACUACACCCCACGACCACGGUAGGGGUGCACCGUCUGCAGCAGGCCCGCCCAAAGGACCACCGCCACCAAGACCUGUGCAUGCAGCAUCUGGAACAGAUCGAGCAGGCAACGCCGCCGCGACCUCUACCACGCCAGCCGCCCCGGACAGCGACGAGGACUCCGAUCCCACACGCAGAUGGCCCUUGCUGGAGGUGUCCGAAGGUGGGCACCGCUUUUACGAGCGGGUGCAAGGCCCGCCCUUACCGAACGGCAAGUUCGGGGCGUCCUCUGAUAGCUCGUCUGUUGGCCUCUCUAGCUCGACUUCCAGCGCACCAGCCUCGCUCAAUUCCCUCACGUGGUCAGAGACAAGCCUCGUGUUGUGUGGUCCGAGCCUGGAAGAAGCAAAAGGAGUAUUGUGCGGCCAAUAUCGGAUGGAAUUGUCAACCACCCGACCGGAGCUUACUAGUCGCUCCCAGGGAGCGAAGGUCGGAGCACUCAGGAGGAAAAUGGUGGGCUCACCCUGGCAAGUGGUUCAGCAGCUGGCUCAUCAGUACCUCACGGCGGACCGGCGACAAUACUGGUCUAACUGGGAAUUCCAGGCGCCACUGCCGAGCAUUGCUUGUGGCCCGGCCAAGGAGCGGCGUCGGGAGCUAGCCCUACUGCACAUCAACCAGAGGGGGACUCGCCACGCAAGCGGCGAGGAAGCAUCGCGGACCAUCGCCUCCUCGGGGGUCAGCGUGCGCAGCCUCGUCCGCCCGGCGGAAUUUAUGGCCUGGUGUGAUAUGCAAGCGGACUUAGAUGCCAUUAUCAUCCAGGAGACGCACUGGCAUGACACAUCUGACUUCUGCACAGGUGCUCCGGCAUUCUUUUCCUGCUGCACCGCCGCCACCUCUAAGACGACCCAACUUCCCGUAAGCAUCAUAGGGGUUUACCAACAUGUUUGGCGAGCAGCCUCACCACCGCCCGCAAUCUUGAGCUUCGUUGUAAUCUAUGGGAACACCUUGAUCGGCAGCUGUUCUGUCCCUCGUGGCACCACCCAGCCUGACUCGGACUUGUCUGCACUUGUGCACAAGCACUCGUUGAGUGUAUUGAACACGUGGAACACCAGGGCUGCUGGCACGUUCUACUCCCCGCAAGGCUGCACGCAGACCGACUACAUUAUCACUAGACAGUGUACUGCCCAUCUGCAAGCCAAGCGUGCUUACCCGGAUCAUGCCUUUCCUGUAGGCGGGGGACGCCUGUCGGGUCACUACCCCAUUCGUGCUCAGCUACCAAUGCAAUCUUUCCGCCGGUCACCGUCACAGGACGGCCCUGCUGUGCCAAUGAUUGACCUCGCCGCGCUGCAGACGGCUGUCUGCCAGGCCUCCCCGGAGGCACAAGACAUGCAGGCAUCCCUAGACCAGCGCCUGCAACAAGUCGAUGUCACCAACUUGACCAGUGCCCAUAAGCAUAUCAACCGUAUCCUGCUAGAGGCGGCUGCUGCGGCCUUCCCGAAGCAACCGGCCCCGGACAACCGUGUGAGUGCUCAGCCUGCCUUUCGUGUUUCGGCCAGCUCUGUUUGGCAGCUGUACCAUGAUUUCAAGAAGCCACGAGCCUGCACGCCCUGGGCCAUCUUCACCAAGUGGAAGCUGGCCACGACCCUUGCCCGCGCAUCGAAAGCUCUCCGGAAACAAAGCCACAGACUUAAGAAGCAAUUUUACGAGUCUCAGGUCGAUCAAGCGGAGCAAGCGGCCCUGCGAAAUGAUCAAAGAAGCCUCUUCCUCAUCAUUAAACGCUUAUCCCCGAAAUCUCGUAACAUCGCCUGUCGGCUUCGAGGUGACGAUGGGCGGCUGUUGACCGGCCCGGAGCAACUUCAGCACAUCGUUGCGUACGGCAACAAAACCUUUGCUGCCAAGGAUGACACCCGCCCCAGCACUCCCCUCCUCACCACUCCGACGAUCUCCGCCCAGGAUCUCACGGCGGAGCUGGGCAAGCUUGGUAGCUUGGGCGAACUGGAUGAAGAUUGGAAGUCCAGCUAUGUUGUCUGGAUCCCGAAGCCAGGAAGCCUGCGCCAUCAUCUGCUCCGUGGCCUCGAGCCUGCUCUGCGCAUGACUCCUCAGUUUGCCUAUGCAAAGCACAGAGGCACCGCUGAUGCUCUCCUGCGAGCUCACAUGCAUUUCGAGGCUGUGGCCAAGCUGGUGCAGGUCCUGACGCUCUUCGCAGACGACGUCUGGGGCGCCUGGGAACUCCGUACUGCCCAGGACCUUACGCAAGCCGUAGCUGACAUUUCCCUCAUUCUUGAAACACUUGAGACCCUUGACAUGACCAUCAACUACAAUAAAACCGCCAUCCUGUUCAAGCUUGUGGGCAAGGAUGCCAAGCGAUUGAAGCAGGAGCACACCUUCAUGAAGGCCGGCCAGCUGCAUCUGAAACUCGUUGUACAUGGCCGUGAGUGUGGCAUCCCCAUAAAGGAACAGCAUGAAUACCUGGGUACCAUCGUGACUUACCGUCACCGCCUGCAGCGCAAUAUGCAGCACCGCCUCAAAGCCUGCACCGCAAGGUAUCAGGGCUUGAGGAAGCUCUUGAAUGGCUCCCACCAUCUGGCCGUCCAUCACCGGCUGCGACUAUGGCAGGAGACUUUUAUCACGGAGAAUGCCAUGCGAGUUCACUGUGGUCUCAAGCAUGAGUCCAAGCCUCAGCACUCCACUCGCACCCCCACGGUGUUUCAGCCGGAGCUUCACUCCAAAGCAGGCAUGCCAGCAUGCCAGCUCUGUGAACGGCAGUUCUGGAGGGCUUGGGCUUUCUUCUUCAACAACAUGCCAUUAGUGCACCGCUCGGCCUUUCAGCGCAGCCUUGAUUCCUGGGAGAAGUGGCUGCAGAUCUCAGCCGUUCGCCUCGAGCUGACUCAGAUGUACGGGAGCAGUCAGGACUUCGCACUCAACGAGGAGGCGGAAAUAUUCGCCAACUGUUGGCCGGACACCGAGGCCAUCCAUUCGGCAGCAACGCCGCCGGACCCCCGCCCACCACAGCAGCAAGACCCACUUCGACUUCUCACCCGUGUUGUUCUCCAGCAGGAACAGACCAUCAGCAGGUUGAGGCACGACAAGGGCUUUGUCUUGUUCAUGAGGCAGGGAGAGGACGGCACCCUGGGAGCCCUGAUGCGGGUCGCCAAGGAGUGGAACAACAAGAAGUCUCAAGAGAAUCAGACGGUGCGCUCCCCUUUGCACACGGUCCUCCUCUCGAGCAUGGUCAGCACACUCCUCAAGCUGGCCCAGCAAGCGGUGGCCACAGAGGAGAACAAGCAGAAGAUGAUCACGGCAGAAUGGCUGACGACCAACUCCGAAUGGAGCUACCGGACCUGGAACCCCACCGAGCGGAGACUGGUGGUAGACACCACCAAAUCUCCGCUACAACACGCGGAGAUUGUUCGCAUCCUGAACUAUUUGCUCGAGCAUCUUACUGGGGAGGCGAUCCAGCGAUUCAACUCCACGGUGCAACUGCCCAUACUGGAGCAGCAAGGAGCCAACAUAGCAACCUUUGCUCUGGAGGUGUCCCUGACGGAGAUCUAUCACCACUUCGAGCGCCUCUGCGGCAGUGCCAUCAUGAGCCUCAUCGGAGUCUCGAUGAAAAAAGACACGCUGCCACAAACACCAGCGGCCAAGCAAUUGGCCAACCUCUUCUACCA
Messenger RNA from Symbiodinium necroappetens, 3722 nucleotides. Lineage: Eukaryota; Dinophyceae; Suessiales; Symbiodiniaceae. The record is from the annotation of a GenBank genome assembly.